CAACCAUUGGGACUGACAGUGCACGCAAUAUGAUUGCUGCGGCUCGUAUUCUACCAUACGAGCAUAUGCCCUGUAUCGCGCACGUCAUACAGAGAAGCAUCACUGUGAGUCUCGCUGACAGCGGAUUUGUUCCUGCAUUAGCCAAGUGUCGCAAGAUUGUGGGACAUUUUAAACACAGCCCGGCAAACUUAACGGAGCUGAAUGCAGAGCAGGUGAAACUCGGACAGCAGCAGGAGCCACUGAUCCAAGACGUUCCAACGCGGUGGAAUUCCACACUUGAAAUGGUCAAACGCAUCAUCCCCAAUCAAGCAGCAAUAAAAGCAACCCUGGAUCAACAGCAGCAUAAUCUCGUCAUGCUGACGCCAGCAGAAUGGGAUAAACUCCAGAGACUGGAGACCCUUCUAGAGCCCUGCCGGUAUGUGACUCAGAUCCUGGGUGGGGAGGCCUACGUCUCCUGCUCAGUGGUACUACCUGCCCUCUGCCACUUACACCGUGUAAUGGAAACUUCUGAUGAGGACCCUGCAUACAUGAUUAGAUUUAAGACCAAAUUCAAAGACGACCUAGGCUCCCGCCAAGAACACACCAACAAUGCAUGGCUCAAGAUUGCAACCGCACUGGACCCACGUUUUAAGGACUUGAAAAGUGUGCCCAAGGCAGACAGAGAGGAGGUGUGGACCAAACUUGGAGGCCUUCUGCGUGAAUCACCUGGAAGACCUUCACACACUACUGAAGAUGGGCCACCCAAGAAGAAAAUGAACCUUCUUCUACAGCUGGGCUCAGAUUCAGAAUCAGAUGAAGAGGUACAGCCUGACAGAGCCUUACACAGGUACAGAGCAGAGCCCACCAUUGAAAUGACGGACUGUCCCUUGCAGUGGUGGUCAUCUCAUGCAGGAGCCCAUGACAAGCUGGCUCCGUUGGCUCGGAAAUAUCUAGCCACUCCUGCAUCCUCAGUUCCCUGUGAAAGACUCUUCUCACUUGCCGGUCACAUUGUGCAAAAGAAGCGGUCAGCUUUACUCUCAGAAAAUGUGGACAAAUUGGUUUGCCUCAGUAACUGGCUAAAGGAUGAAUAGAGAAGCGGGCCACAUGUAAUUGUGUAGGCCAUGUUCUUUUGGUUUGAUAAAAAAGAGAAAUCUCUUUGUUUUUCCUUUGUUGAAGAGAAAUGGCCAAGAUGGCUAGUGUGUUACAGAAGGAGACACCAUCCUAUUUUGUUUUACUAUUUCAGUUUCAUUUAAAUAAGAG
This is a messenger RNA of Entelurus aequoreus (snake pipefish), 1239 nucleotides long. RefSeq names its product E3 SUMO-protein ligase ZBED1-like. NCBI's taxonomy places the organism in Eukaryota, Metazoa, Chordata, Actinopteri, Syngnathiformes, Syngnathidae. The transcript is spliced from 2 exons. Bases 30 to 1070 code for a protein of 346 amino acids. The record is from RefSeq and is a predicted model, not a curated record. Gene Ontology annotation, molecular function: protein dimerization activity.